Molecule: messenger RNA, 652 nt
Organism: Ooceraea biroi (clonal raider ant)
Lineage: Eukaryota; Metazoa; Arthropoda; Insecta; Hymenoptera; Formicidae
Product: protein Asterix
Biological process (GO): protein insertion into ER membrane
Cellular component (GO): endoplasmic reticulum membrane
Molecular function (GO): protein folding chaperone
Source: RefSeq, a predicted model, not a curated record
AUUCGAGAAAAGUGAAAUAUCAUGUUGAAGUUACUCGCAUCGAGUUAUUCAAACUGCUGAUCGAUCUGUCACGAGUUGUGUGAGGGUGUUUGAUGUUUUUUAUUUUGCAGUACCAUCUUUUUAAUUCAUAGGCUUGAAAAAUGAAUAGCGCAACGGAUCCGAGACGACCCGAUAAGGAAAUUCGCUACAAGCCAUCGAGUUCGAAUAAUCAGACACAGGUGCAAGACGACCUGACACCGGAUUACAUGAACGUUAUAGGAAUGAUCUUCAGCAUGUGCGGUCUGAUGAUGAGACUAAAGUGGUGCGCCUGGGUGGCACUCUACUGUUCCUGCAUCAGCUUCGCCAAUUCGCGAGUUAGCGAGGACACGAAGCAAAUCCUCAGCUGCUUCAUGCUGUCGAUAUCAGCAGUGGUGAUGUCGUACCUGCAAAAUCCACAACCCAUGACUCCACCGUGGGCAAGCGCCAUGCAGUGAACCAUUUGUAAAUACAAUUCUGUUCAUUGCAUGACUAUAUUUAAUAUAUAUUUGAUUUGUGAGUGCGAGUUUGGACACGUGGAGUAUAUAUCGGGAUGGAUGAUUGUUAUGUACUUUGUAUAAAAAUAAUUUAUGUGAAUAAUAACAAGUUUAACUGUAAUAAUCAAUUACUACUUAAU